Trichoderma virens Gv29-8 is the source of this 849-nucleotide messenger RNA. RefSeq lists its product as uncharacterized. The transcript is spliced from 3 exons. Bases 1 to 849 code for a protein of 282 amino acids. The record is from RefSeq and is a predicted model, not a curated record. Lineage: Eukaryota; Fungi; Ascomycota; Sordariomycetes; Hypocreales; Hypocreaceae.
AUGAGCUGGCGUAGAGACCUUUUUGUUCGGCAAGAGGAUGGGGGGCCUGCUUUAUCUCCUGCGUGUAUAAGCCUUUGCAAUCAAGCCUUACAAAUUAUGCAGAAGGAAGGGAAAACUCCCACUCUUUGCAAAGACUCCGACUUCCGUGGUGCCGUAAAUGAAUGCAACAAAUGUCUUACCUCGCACCCUCCCACCCAGAACACAACCGAGUUGGUUGUAACCGAUCCGUUCUUCCGGCUUAUAUCUUACUGCGACUUUGUGGUGCAUACUAUUACGGGAUCUUUUACACUGACGAAUGGCCAGGUAGCAACCGUGGUCUACGUGGUGCCGGAAAAGUUGUCUGUUACUACCUCUACUACGACAUCUAGUGUACAUACAAGUAAUGGGUCUUCCAGAUUCGCAACAUCGACAUCUUCCAACAGCCAGAGCGUGACCUCAAGCCCAUCUAUUCCUGCUAGUCCAUUACCAGAUGGGCAACGAAGUGACGCCUGGAUAGCAGGUCCUGUUGUCGGCUCUAUCGUGGGUUUCGCCAUCAUAUGUGGUGCUUUGUUUUAUUUUUGGAGGAGACCUGGACAAAAACAGCAAGCCAACCAUGAUGCGACAUAUGACAAAGCGCAACUGCAUUCUGACAGCGCGCCUAAACCGGAGCUUGAUUCUCAAGCAAUUCAUGAAUUGGAUGCUUUUCCAAUGCGAACCGAGAUGCCUGUCAAUGAGGCAUCUGCAGCGGAGUUGUCAACAAGUAAUGAGGCCGAAAGCUUCGAAGUGAGCGUCACGAGGGAUCUAAACCAGGUGCUAUCCGGCUCCGAUACUUCUGAUCCUACAAGUCAUCGUACACAUGUACACACAUAG